Lodderomyces orthopsilosis Co 90-125 is the source of this 1185-nucleotide messenger RNA. RefSeq lists its product as uncharacterized. The transcript has a single exon. The coding region runs from base 1 to 1185 and encodes 394 amino acids. Gene Ontology annotation, molecular function: oxidoreductase activity. The record is from RefSeq and is a predicted model, not a curated record. Lineage: Eukaryota; Fungi; Ascomycota; Pichiomycetes; Serinales; Debaryomycetaceae.
AUGCAUAAAGACUCGAUUGUUGUUGAACGCUUAGAAGGUACACCAUUUGGCUGCACCAUUAAACUCCCAACAUACUGCCAAAACGAUCCUGCCAACUUGAAUGAUGAAGAUUUUCGAGUGUUGAAUGAAGCUGUUCAAACUCAUUUGGUAGUGGUUGUUCCCGACCAGGCUGAGCUUGCACCAAAGUCACAAUACUUGCUAACUAAAAGAUUCGACCCUUCAAUUCCCGAACCAAAGGAGGAAAAUGGCGCUGGUUACGGCCACGGUAAGGAAUUUAGACAUGAUAAGUCAGUGUUAAAAAAGGAUGGAUGUUCAGUGAAGUCGCAACCUCAAGUUCAAAUCCUUGGCCAAGGAAGAUUUGGAGCAGAUGAACCAGGUAAUGAAAAUGGAGAAGCUAUUAACUUGACACACCCUUCGCACACCACUUUUCACCACACCCCUUUGACUGAGAAGCAAAUAAAGGAGGAAAAGAGGACAAGAUUCUACAGGUGGCACAUUGAUAGUGCUUUGUAUGGAUUGUCGCCUCCAAUGGUUACCACAUUGCUUGGUAUCAAGGUUCCCCCUGCCACACAAUACCAAACUAUCAAAUACGAAGAUGAUGGCAGUGAAUUGAAAUUGACACAAGGUGCUACUUGUUUCAUCAGUGGAGCACAAGCAUUCCAAGGAUUGAGUGAAGAAGACAAACAGUUUGCUUUGAAUACUACUGUUGAGUAUGCUCCACAUCCUUAUAUCUUUAUUUCCCCAGCAAGAGCUACAUCUGAUGGAUUAACCAUGGUUUCUGAAGGCAAAGAGAUGGACUUUAAGGAUUUGCCAGAGUGGGAGAGCCUGAAGGUUAAGAAGUUGCCAAUGGUUUGGACAAACCCAACCACAAAGGAGCAUCAUUUGCAGGUACACGGGUGCUGUUUAUACAAGUUACAUACAAGUGUAAACGGUGAAGUGAAAACGUUGAAUUUGAAGGAGUCGAGGGAAAAAGUACAUCAAAUGAUGAGGCCAGCCAUAGCUCCAGAAAAAGUUUUGGCUCACUCCUGGAAACAAGGGGAUUUGGUGUUGUUCUUCAACCGCGGUGUUUGGCAUUCAGUCACUGGUGAAUUCAAAGGUUUGGGAAGCGAUGGUAAAGAUGAAAGAAGAUUGAUGCAUCAGUGUAAUAUUGCUAGUGGGUUAGAUCCAGUAACUGUAAGUGUAUAG